AUGAUUCACAGUAUGGUCGUACGAAAUAUAAAAUAUUAUUUCCUGUUUUUGUGUAAUUUAAUUCUACAUUAAAAUAUUUAAGAUUCUAAGAUAAUAUUAAACAGAAGAACUUUAACCGGCAUUCUUCGACAGAUACCACAAUGAAUAUUUUUACGGUGUUGUACUUAUUGCCUUAUGUGUUACUUUUGCCGCAAAUAGCAACCACGGCUGUUGUAAUCGGCCAAGAGGCAGAAAACGACGUUCAAAAUCUGUUGCUGGAAAAUGAUUUAAAAACUAAUGAAAGCGAUGGAUCCACUGCAAUUGAUCAAAAAAGUACAAGUAACAACGAAACACCACCAAAAACAUUGAACACAGUCUUUAAAAUAAUGUCAAAAGGAAAUGAACUUAAAAAUCAAUAUGGUUUCGUAAUUCCAAAAUUGGCAUCUAUGAUGCUAAAAGGUGGUUUGUCAAUGAAUCCAUUCAGACUUAUUAGUUUUUUACCGUAUAUCAUGCUAGCAUUACAAAAGGCAAACGCACCUCCAGUGGUUGAUCAGAGCAGCAAUCAGAUAGUUGAACUCAACCACACAGAUCUGGCAUCGGUACUCGAGUAUCCUGAACUGUUCAGAAAAAUUUUUUCGAAAGAUGGCAGCAGUAAAUUGGCAGUUGAUUCGUUAAAACUGUUGGCAGGCCAAGAAGCUAGUGCUGACAUAGAUAAACUAAUAGACGAUAUAGAGACCCAUGCAACCGAUAUAAAAGACGGUAAGAUUGGGAUAAAUGGUCAACGACUUGUUGAUAUUCUAGAAAAUUCUGAAACUUUUAAAAAGUUAUUCCAGACGGACCAACUUACAAUUAAAAGUCUGAACUACAUGAACGCUUAUAUGGAUUCUUAUUUAAGCACAGACGUUAAAGAUAUAAAAAAUGAAGUCUUGAAUGAAAUGCGAGACAUAAAAAAUAUUCGUCAAAAAAAUCAAGAUAUAAGUAAUAACUCUGUAAAAGAAAUGGUACGAGGAACAUUUUCAGACGGUGUAACAGCUUUUUUCAAAAUCGGGCAGAAAAAAAUUAAUGAAAAGUUACAAAGUUUAAGUUCAGACGCUGACAAAAAUUUUGCUGAUUGGAAACGAAUGUCCGCUCCAAGUACCGGAAAUAACGAUUCUCCUACUUCAGGAGGACUUAAAAAUACAAUUAUAAAUAAUUCGCCGGAUGUAGUCUUGAAAUUAUUUGCUACGGGAAGCGUAAUCAAGGAUAGAUAUGGUCAUCUAAUUCCACAAUUAGCAUCGUAUUUUUUACCAGUUGGUUUAUCAAUGGACGCUUUGAAAUUCAUGUGUUUAGUAACGUAUGUUAUGCUUAUUGUGAAAAAAGAAAAUAUGAUUCCAGAGAUGAGAAAAGACAACAUUUCCGUACCAGGGUUAAAUACUGAAAGAAUAAUUGAUAUACUCAAUAAUAAUGAAAUGAUGGCGAAAAUAUUUCCACUCGACAAUCAUUCAAAUGUUAGAGUAGAAAUGUUAAAAUUCUUAGGUGGUCAAGAAGUCAAUGUAAUAGAUAAUCUUGUCGCUGAACUGAAAAAAAUGAAAAGCGCAAAGGGAGGCGAUCCUACUCAAAACAAGUUAACUAUAUUUGAUGUAUUACAAAAUAUUGAGUUAUUUAAAAAGUUAUUUGCGAUGAAAGAGUAUGCAGAUGUGAAAAUGAAAAGUUACUUUGGCGUCGACUUCAGUCAACUUAAAAACGAGAUCGUUGAUGAAAUGAAUAAAAAUAAUAACGAUCAGGAAACUAGUAUUUUCAGUUCUGUCGUUCCCAAAUCAGUAUCCAACGCGCUAAUGGCUGUAUAUAAAGUCGGCGUAAGAAAAGCAAAUGACCAAAUGGGAAGUGUCAAUGUAGAUAUCCAAAAGCAAGCUGAUCAAAUGACGAAAGCUCCUGGUCCAUCCGAAACUGAAAGUACUGCAUCGGGAUUAUUUAGAAAAGCCAUAAAUAUGGCACCAAAACCAGUUUUAUACGGCCUAGCUGGAGGGAAGGUCGUGGCAAACCGAUUCAGUAGUUUCUUUAGGAAAACAAACAGUGAUGCACCAGCUAACAGUGAAGUGGCUGUUGCACCAAACAAUUGAAAAUGUCAUAGAAAUGGAUUUUUAAAAGAGUUUUUAAGCACGUCAUUUAUUCAGAUAAAAUUUGUGUCAUUUUUCUUAUUAAAUGAAAAAUAACAACAUUUAA
This is a messenger RNA of Acyrthosiphon pisum (pea aphid), 2181 nucleotides long. RefSeq lists its product as uncharacterized. Bases 141 to 2078 code for a protein of 645 amino acids. The record is from RefSeq and is a predicted model, not a curated record. The transcript is spliced from 18 exons. Lineage: Eukaryota; Metazoa; Arthropoda; Insecta; Hemiptera; Aphididae.